AUGGCAGUGGGGAGAGCCAACGGGAAUGCUCUAGAGUGUCCGCGUUGUGGGAAGAGACACACUGGACCGUGUGGAGUGAUUAAGUGCUACGGAUAUGGAGGAGUGGGUCAUCAAGGCAGGAAUAGCCCAAGCGCUGCAAGGGUUGGCAAGUGUUAUCGCUGCGGCAGAUCAGGUCAUUUCAAGAAAGAUUGCAAGAUUCCACCGCUUGUUCCGCAGGAAGGAGGAGCAGCACCAGGAGCACCACCAGCUAAGAGGCAGGCUGUUGGACCUCGUGUCUUCACCAUUGGAGAUCCUGAGGGAGCCGCACCGAUCGCUGGAUCGGUCUCAGUAGGGAGCGCGAUUGCAUAUACCUUGUUCGACACUGGUGCCACUCAUACCUUCGUGAGCUCGAGGUUGAUCAAGUGUUGGACUUUUUCUGGGAGGUUCAUUCCUAGGUCUAAGGCAGUGGAAACUGCUGGGAAUGAACAAGUAAGGACCAUUGGGGUACAUGAAAGUGUACCAAUUUUGUUGGAAGUGAUUGGUAGAGUAGUUAGAUCAGGUGUUCAUCUCGGUGAUGAUGUGCCGAGUUAUGGACUUGUUUGCUGGGCUAUUGUUGUCUGUGUGACUAAAGUGGUAGUUCAACGGUGGGGGAAGGAUGCUUGUUUGUUGCUUGUUGGAUUUAUUCUUGACAUGUUGGUGGAAAAUAAAUUAGUGGGAAGGGAGCCUGGUUUGGUUCUCACUGAGUAA
Messenger RNA from Eutrema salsugineum, 726 nucleotides. RefSeq lists its product as uncharacterized. The record is from RefSeq and is a predicted model, not a curated record. Gene Ontology annotation, molecular function: zinc ion binding; nucleic acid binding. Bases 1 to 726 code for a protein of 241 amino acids. Lineage: Eukaryota; Viridiplantae; Streptophyta; Magnoliopsida; Brassicales; Brassicaceae. The transcript is spliced from 4 exons.